Maylandia zebra (zebra mbuna) is the source of this 1915-nucleotide messenger RNA. The record is from RefSeq and is a predicted model, not a curated record. NCBI's taxonomy places the organism in Eukaryota, Metazoa, Chordata, Actinopteri, Cichliformes, Cichlidae.
CCUCCCAUGCCUGUCUGCAGAAGCAGUUUUGAAUUUAGGAGCGCCAAGAUGGCAGCGGCAAACCCUGGCGGCUCUCCGAUUAUGCAGGAUGAAAUUAUUCGGUCAGCAAGACACUUGCUGCAGUUGCUUACAUCAUCCAACCAAACUCCUGCUGUUGCUGCUGCGAUGAAUCAGAAUACAAGAGAACAGAGUCAAGGUGGCCAGGGUACCAGCUUGGUCAACCCUGAAAGACCAUCCCUUCAGCAAGAAAUGACCAGGUCUUUUCCUGGUAUUUUCUCAAGAGGAAAGGGGAAAAGGCGAUUCCCUGCUACAUCUCUGGUGCCUGCUAAGAAGCCUAAACCUUUUGAAGUGGAACUUAGCAAUGACCCUGUACCACUAAGCGAUGAGUCCUUCAGAUGCAUGCCAAAAGCAAAAUGCCAGAAGUGUGGCAUAGGUGUUCCACUGCAACUUCUGUCAGAACACCUAAAAUCCUGUCCUCCUUUGGAAACUCCCAGUGAAAGUACUGUGGUGAAUUUAGAUGGUGAUGAACCUACAGAAAAGGAAUCACCAUUGCAGCAGUGUCCUGUCUGCACAGAUAUGUUUCACUCUGACCUCAUUGAGCUGCAUGCCUCUUCAUGUGGAGAAAGUAGCUCACGAAAUGAAAAGGGGCAUGAAGAUACAAUAAUUGAGGAAGGGCUAGCAGAUAUGCCAGGACCAUCUGGAACUACUUGUGAAGUCAGGGAUGGCUGGUUAACUGUUUUGGACUCUUCAAAGGCCAUAUAUGAAUGUGCAAAGAAUGCUUUGGACAUGCAUGAAAUGGAGAGCCCAUUACGUCUCACAAUGGACAUCAGACAAAGUGUAGCUGAUCAGGACAUGGCCCUCAUCUCAUUCUACAAGAGACCCAAUGUUGAAUGGGCACGUCCCUUGGAGUGCAGGCUUGAGGGGGAUACAGCUAUCGGACAAGGAGUAAUACGUUUUUUCUUAUCAACAUGCAUGGAGAAGCUGAUGUCUGGUUUUUGCAUCAAUUUUGCAAACUCUAAUGUUACUCCACUUUUUGAGGGAGAGCCAGGCCAUUACAUACCAUCAGCAGCUCACUUUCUUGUGGAGAGUGAUAUGUUCCUUAUGGCAGGGAGGAUGGUAGGGCACUCCUUUCUUCAUGGAGGCCCAUGCCUAUCUGGACUUAGCCCAGCCGUUGUGCAUGUCCUACUUGGUGGUAGUCCUGAAACUGCCACCGUUACACCCGAGGACUGUCCAGAUCUAGACCUGAGAGGGACAAUUCAGCUUCUUGAAGGGCAAUCCAAGCUGUCGGAUGAAGAGAGAAAACGUGUUCAGGAUCUGGCAUAUGCAUGGGACCUCCCCCCCUUGACAGAGAACAGGAGAUGGCUGUUUGAGAAAUUAUUACUCCAUUCUGUCAUUGGAAGAGUGACGAGGUCGAUAAAACAGCUGAGAAGGGGACUUAAAGAAACCCAUAUGUGGACCCUGCUGACCCAGCGACCUGACACGGUGCCCUUACUCUUUCCACAAGAGUUGGCUGCUGUGAAUCCUGAGGUCCUUCUUCAGUGGAUCGUGUGGCCAGAAGAUGAAGAUGAUGACUGUCCUCUUCAAAAUAAAUGCCGAAUCACAGGCUACAUGAGGCAUAUUAUUCUAAAUGCAACACCAAGUGAGCUGACAAAUGUCCUAAAAUUCUGGACUGGAUGGGAGAUUGUGCCAAAAAGUCUCACAGUGGAGCUAGUGGAUGGCAGACAUCCAACUGCUGCCACCUGCUAUGAGACCUUGCGCAUUCCAUACCACUACAAGGACUAUUUAACUUUUAAGGAAGACCUCAUUGCCUGCUCUGAAACCUGCCACUCAGGGUUUGGACUCAUUUGAGUCAUUCCCAUAAUGCAAGGUAGUGGUGUACAAGUCUCUGUUUAAGAUUUGGAAUAUAAAUGUUCAC